Malaya genurostris is the source of this 1533-nucleotide messenger RNA. RefSeq names its product putative serine protease K12H4.7. Lineage: Eukaryota; Metazoa; Arthropoda; Insecta; Diptera; Culicidae. Gene Ontology annotation, molecular function: serine-type exopeptidase activity; dipeptidyl-peptidase activity. Bases 25 to 1533 code for a protein of 502 amino acids. The record is from RefSeq and is a predicted model, not a curated record. Gene Ontology annotation, biological process: proteolysis. The transcript is spliced from 2 exons.
UUCUAGCAUUAGGACAUCCAGAAUAUGGAGAACAAACUGAUAUUGGCAACGCUGCUGGCCGUGGCCUCGGUGCUGGCUCUUACCGAGGCGAACCCAUUCAAAAUCGCUCCCAUCGUUCAGCGGAUGUUGGAUGCUUUCCCGGUCCCGAAUGUUCCAGAAGGAUACGUGUCUACAAACGCCAACACGGUUGGAGAUGAGUUCGAAACCCGAGUUGAUCAUUUUGAUCCACUAAACCGAGCCAUGUUCAAAUUUGAAUAUCUAUCCAACGAUGAGUUCUACCAACCCGGUGGACCGAUUUUCAUUUUCCUCGGAGGAAACUGGCCACUAACGCAGUAUUAUAUUGAGCAUGGUCAUUUUCACGAUAUCGCUAAAUACGAAAAUGCCUGGCUUUUCACCAACGAGCAUCGGUAUUACGGCGGCAGUGUUCCGACAGAAGAUCUUUCAGCUGAAAAUCUACGUUUCCUGUCGGUUGAGCAGGCUAUGGUCGAUGUAGCGGAAUGGAUCUGGCAUCUACGACAUAACGUGGUUCGUGACGACAAUGCGAAGGUUAUCUUGGCCGGAUCGGGUUAUGCGGGAGCAAUCGGAACGUGGAUGCGUCAACGCUAUCCGCACUUGGUGGAUGGAGUUUGGGUUUCCAGUGGACAAGUAGAGGCCCGUCUGAACUUUAUGGAAUAUGCCUUCGAAAUCGGUGAAGUGAUCCGAGAGUACGGAUCGGAUGAUUGCUACAGCACCAUCUGGCGAGGUUUCCGCACAGGCGAAAAUCUAAUCGAUUCGGGACUCUCAAGCACCAUUUCUAACGUAUUCAAUACCUGUUUGCCGGUGAAUGGAGACGAUACAUUAGAUGUCGAGUCAUUCUUCUAUAACUUGAAGGAAGCCUUCCAAUCAGCUAUCCUGCAGUCACCGCAAACCACGGAAUCAACGGAAAAAUUGUGUCAUGAAUUGGGGAACAGCACGGGACAAACCGACUUACAUGUACUGGCAGAAUGGGCUGUAAAUCGUUAUUACUACUUGGAUUGUCUGCCAUUCGACUUCGCAACAUCCAUCGAAGUGUUCCGGAACAUUGACAAAAACGUGCCACAGAAUAGAAUUGUAGGUCUACGGCAACGCAUGUUCCAGUUCUGUACCGAGUUUGGUUGGUUCCUUACCGGUGACUUCCCUGAUCAACCAUUUGGAUACCGAGUCACAAUAAAUUUCUUCCUGGGUUUCUGUCAAUCCGUUUACGGAGACUGGUUGACCGGCGACGUUGUCGAAGACGGUGUUCACUUGACCAAUUUACAUUUCGGAGGUCAGAAUCCUCACAUUACCAAGGUUCUGUUUACCAACGGUGGAUUGGAUCCGAUGCGGGACAUUUCCAUAACCGAUUACCACCAGUCGCAAGCAAACGCUAUCGUCAUUCCGGGAUAUUUCAACAGUCCGGACCUGAACUCGAUCAGUGGGUACAAUUCACCUCAACUGAUUCAAGCGAAGCACGACAUUCAGAUGUACAUCGAAAGUUGGCUCUGGGAAUCGGUUAUUCCGGUCCAAAGUGACUAG